CUACCGCGAGACACUCAUGGCCUUUUCUCUGCAGUGUGUUUAAAUGCGCUCGUGCGCGUCCAGGGACUUGAACUGAAGGGGGAGGUUUUGUAUUUUUGAAACGCGUUUUCUUACUUUACACUUCAAACUGUUAGUUUCUUCCAGUUCUCGUGCGCAUAAGUCCAUGCAGAGCUUUUCGUUGUUAGCGGUCCUGCUGCCUUGCGCACUCGCGCGUUGACGCGCUUGAACGCGCCCUCAUCCUUCCUUCUAAUUGGGUUGCUCCGGAAAGCGUGUUCCGCCCCUUUUCGCGCUCCACCAAUGGGGGCUGGAUACCCUCGCAGUUGCUCCGGUGUCAUGGCGGCGCGCGUUGUGUCACCGACAUUGUGGGAAUAAAUAAGUAUUUUGUUCGCAAUAUUGCCGUUCAGAUGUAAAAUGGUCAUGGCUUUGUUCGCGCGGUGGUCCCUCCGCCGCGUGACACUGAGAUCAGCGUUGCGAGACCGCAGACGCCACAGCAAGUUACAUCCCCCUUCUGGCCAGUCAGAGCGACUACGGGUCUUUGAAGCUCUGAGGAGCAGUCGGUCAGGGGAGAAAGGGGCAGUGCAGGGUCAGGAUCUAAGCAUCCGAUUGGCUGACGGUAAAACAGUGAAAGGAUUGUCCGGCGUCACGACUCCACUCCAGAUAGCCCAUAAUGCACGUGUAAAAGGAGCAGUCGUAGGGAGAGUCAAUGGGGAGCUUUGGGAGUUAGCUCGCCCUCUAUUGGAAGACUGUGAACUGCAGCUGCUAGGCUUUGACUCCCUGGAGGGUAAAGAGGUGGUGUGGAGGACCGGAGCAUGUGUGUUGGGUGGUGUUAUGGAGACGCACUUUGGUGCUCAGGUGUACCGAGAAGGGGUGUCUGACACAGGACUCUACUGUGACUAUCAGCUAGAAAACAGCCCUGUGUCUCUGGAGGAGGUGGAGCUGAGGUGUAUGGAGAAGGCAGGGCUUAAGAUUCCUCUCUCCAGACUAGAGCUGACAGUGAAAGAAGCCCGAGAGCUCUUCCAGGACAAUGUUCUGAAGCUGCGGCUGGCAGAGGAGGUGACACAGGGAGACACAGUCAGUGUCUACAGGUGUGGGGAAAGUGUAGGUGUGUGCCUUGGUCCACUCCUCCCUCAUACAGGAUUCCUCCACUCCUUUAAGAUGUUGCAGGUGUCCCCUGUGACUCUCCCGGGUGGCGCUAAAGGGGAAGGCAUGCUGAGGAUGAUGGCCGUUUCGUUUCCAGGAACGAAGGAGAGAGACCAGUGGCUACGAGAGCAGGAGGAGGCCAGAAGGAGAGACCACCGCCGGAUCGGCAAGGAGCAGGAGCUGUUCUUCUUCAACGACGUCAGUCCUGGCAGCUGCUUCUUCCUGCCAAAAGGGGCCCACAUUUACAACACCCUCACAGACUUUAUUAAGAGUGAAUAUAGAAGGCGGGGCUUCAGCGAGGUCAUCACCCCCACCCUGUACAGCACGUCACUAUGGGAACGCUCCGGUCACUGGGAACACUACAGCGAGAACAUGUUCACCGUGGCGUGUAAGCCGCACACCUUUGCCCUCAAGCCCAUGAACUGCCCUGCUCACUGCGUGAUGUAUGAGCAGAGGGUGCGGUCAUGGCGGGAGCUGCCGCUACGCUGGGCUGACUUUGGCGCGCUGCACCGCAACGAACACUCGGGGGCGCUAGGAGGUCUAACCAGGGUCCGCCGCUUCUGCCAAGACGAUGCACAUAUCUUCUGUACCCCCGAACAGCUGGAGGAAGAGAUCACUGCAUGUUUGGAGUUUGUGCGGAGUGUGUAUCGUGUGUUUGGUUUCACCUUCCACUGCCUUCUGUCCACACGCCCCACCCCCUGCCUGGGAGAGCCCGCCCUCUGGGACAGCGCGGAGCAGCAGUUGGAUAGGAGUCUGCAGAAGUUUGGCGAGCGCUGGGAGCUGAAUUCUGGUGACGGGGCAUUUUAUGGGCCGAAGAUCGACAUUCUGAUUCGCGACGCGAUUGGUCGACGGCACCAGUGCGCCACAAUCCAACUGGACUUCCAGCUGCCCAUCCGCUUCAACCUGCAGUAUGUGGGGGUGGACGGGGCAGCACACAGACCUGUGAUGGUGCACAGAGCAGUGUUGGGCUCUCUGGAGAGGAUGAUCGCUAUCCUGGCGGAAAACUUCAGUGGGAAAUGGCCUCUGUGGUUGUCACCAGCUCAGGUCAUGGUGCUCCCUGUAGGGACUGACAUUGAGCGCUACGGCCGAGAUGUGGUGCACAGAUUAAAGGAGGCAGGCUUUAUGGCUGACAUUGACGAUGACCACGGCGCCACGUUAAACAGGAAGAUUCGUUCAGCACAGCUGGCCCAGUACAACUUCAUAUUUGUGGUGGGAGAGAGGGAGCAGAGUAGUGGCACCGUCAAUGUGCGGACAAGAGGAGGGAAGCAACUGGGUCAGAGGUCACUGGAGGACGCGAUGACAUCACUGACGCAGCUCCGAGAUAGCCGCAGCAACCAAGACGAGUUCUGAGCAGCCCUGGAGGUUAUGACCCUGACCUUUACCACCCUGCAAAACUCCUCUCCCCACCCCACGACAGUAACACACAAGCCAAGCCCAAAACAUCUGAAACACGUAGACACACACACACACACACACACACACACACAAGAUGAUGCUCCAUCUGGCUGCAUAUAAACUUGACUCUCCAAGUUUUAUCUUGCACACACACACACACAGCAUAUAAACACACUCUCCAUCAGUUUAACACCUAAACCAAACGGACCCUUUUUGUUUUGCCUCAACUCCAUCAGGAGAAGGUCAAUGGAAAGGCAAGGAAUGGGUCCACCUCAAAGUCUCGUACUCUCCGCUUAACUGUUGUGUUUCCAAUAAAAAAACAACUUCAUUCAUAAAUCAUCUCUUGGGUUCUGUUUUGAGACAGUCCCUUAAUGGCAGGAGAGGCCUCAGGACCUGAGCUUAUGUUCGGUGGUCCCAGAAAACAGCGCAUCCUUUGAAACGAUGUACCUGAGUGAUGUAGGGUGGUUUUAUUGCUGCUCGGUGAUGCUGUUAUGUAAAACGGAAUGGAUCCUGUGUCUGAAGGACCCGACGGGAGGGCAGGCGGGAGAAAGGGAGGUUAGAGAAAGCAGAGAGGGAGAGAGAGAGCGGGGGUGGGGUUUCAUUAAAAUUGGAAAAUUGUAGGAAAGGGAGUGGUUGUGUUGUUAUUAAAAACAGGACGUAGAGGGGGUCAGUGACACAAGUGAUUAGGGAGGUUUACUGUUCAAAACAGCACCAAAAUGGAAAAAGCAUGAGUCACCCAUAGCAACCAAAGAAGGGCGGAGUAUGCACGCGCGCACACAUACACACACCCCACAGACACUGUCAGAGCAGGAAUGUACACACACAGACACUGAACAGAUUCAGAGCUGACAACCCAGACAGUCAGAUCCGUUAACACACCAUUAUCACAGAGACUUCAGAAGAGUGUGUGUGUGUGUGUGGUGUCUUCAGCCCCCAUCUUAAUGUAAGCAGGAGUGUAAUAGAGCAGGAGAACCGGAGAGAACGAGACGAGAGAUGGUGAGAAGGAAAAACCCCGAUCAAAGGUCUGACUGUUGCGCUCCACAGGCUGGACACAGAGGGUGAAGUGUCUGUCUGUGUGUGUGUGUGUGUGUCUGCCGUAAUUUCUGCUGCUACAUCAACAUUCUAGACCUGGUCACACUCAUUGCUCCAGGCCAGCAGCACAGGUAGGGCCUGUACGAAGCCUCCACACUUAUGUUUACUGAAAAACUUGUGCCACUAAUUUGGUGAAAUCCAACACGCGUCACCUGCACGACCUUCCGAUGCCAGCAGGACCUCCGCUCGCCACUGAGCUGGUCACAUGACUGACAGGCCGGCCAAUGGCCUCUUCCUGAUUGCCCCAGCUCUGCAUGUUACAUGACUGACCUGGUCACAUGACUGACAAGCUGUACUGGGCCUCUUCUAUCGCCACAUGCACCCAAUCACGGGCAGGGCUGGAGUCAUGUGACCAGCUUUUGUGUAGAGGCAGGAAUGUUUACCAUGUCUUCCCCCUCCCCUCAGAAAAUGUAUUUCCAUACUAAACCCAGUAAAUGUUUCCUGAUGCCA
Electrophorus electricus (electric eel) is the source of this 4077-nucleotide messenger RNA. The record is from RefSeq and is a predicted model, not a curated record. NCBI's taxonomy places the organism in Eukaryota, Metazoa, Chordata, Actinopteri, Gymnotiformes, Gymnotidae.